UGUAACGGCCAAAUGGCGACAACACUGACCGUCUAGCCUCCACCGAGUUUGCUAGAUGGAAGCCUCGUGCCGCUCUCCGUGAACUAAAGUAUUUGAAGGAUAUCAUCAAAUUCGAUAUACUUACUGCGGUCGUGAAUAGCUCUAAAGAUUAUUGAAGGUUUUUUUUGUAUUGUUCAAUAUGUGGCUGUAACGGUUUUCCAGUGCAAGGCGGAAAAUCUGAACAGGAUAAAUUCGUUCACGGAUUUUGCACAAAAUGCUUCCGUUUUUGGUAGCUAUUGCCGCGGCAUUACAUGUAGCCGAAUCAUGUGGAUUCCCCGGGAGUCCAGCACACGCUAAGGUGUACACGUCCGAUGAACAUUUUCGAGAGGGUGCGUCGGUGACGUUCGAGUGUGAUCCCGGAUAUCGUAUGCUGGGUCGGUCCUCUUUGCGCUGCAGUAACUCAGAAUGGGACUCACCAGGUCUUCCAUACUGCGUAAGAGAAGUGGCUUUUCGCAAGCCUACUGGAAUGAGCUCCCGCGAUGAAACAGCCAAAUUGGCCGUUGACGGUGAGCAUAGUACGUGCGCAGAGACUGCGUUCGGAAGUUUACACCGAUGGUGGGUCGAUCUGCUUGAGGAAUACGUCGUUGUUAACGUGGUGGAAGUACGUUUCGGUAUGAAGUUGAAAAACGCAACCGUGUCUAUAUCAGUCGUCGAUCACCGAAUCAAUAGCAGCUGGCCGUGUACGCGUUGGACAGGGAUCGAUCUGGAUGAUAUUGGGGCGCGAUAUUUUUCCUGUGGAAGCAAUGGAAAUUCGACCACUAAAGAAGGCCCUACCGUCAGAAGAGCAAAUGAUAUUUAUACUAGCAAUCGCAUCGCCAACGAAGAAGACAAACUAGGUUGGUCUGGUACAGUUAGGGGUCGCUACGUACAGGUCUCCGUGGAAGCCUUUCAUGGAUUUUUCCUUCAAUUGUGCGAAAUAAGCGUCUUCUCACAGGACCUAUUAUCACCUGAGGACGUUUGCGGUGAAUCCGGCGAUAAAAUUGAAAGUUUUGAGAGCAUGUGCUAUGAGGCAACGCCUCAUAAGAUGUCUUACGGGGAGGCUGCGGAAUAUUGCUUGAAAAGAGGCGGCAAUUUUUGGCCGGUAUCACAAAGAAAUUCUAUCAUCGACGACGAGACGGAGGAUGGCCAGGACGCGAUACUUGACGAUCAACGAGUAGACCCCAAAGAUGAAGAAAAAUUCGUAUCGUGGAUGAUGGACGUGCACAAUCUGGACCGAGUUUGGGCGGCUCCAAGGAAGACAUCAGAAGCAAGCACAACUAUGACACCCGCAUCAGCAGUGCCGAAUGCGACGCUGAGGUCAGCAAAGUUGAACCUUUCGCGCGCAUACGCUACUGAGAAAAACAACAUAAAUUUACUUAACAAAAAGGAUCAGAAUGCGACGCCCGUUUUCUUAUCGAGCACGCCUCUUGACUUGGAUGAAUUCAGUCGUUCCCUUUGGGGUGAAAAACUCGUUCUGAGUAGUAAAACAAAUCGAAUAUGCGGUGUAUUUAUUCCGUCUCGUGGCAUGCGCCAAACGACUCAAUCCUCCGAGGAUACCCCUUGUAGUGAAGCUGUUUUCGGUAUUUGUGUACGUUCAACACAAUCUUGUGGAAGGCCUGCUCUACCUAAAAGGCUCACCUCCUGGAAGGAUGUCGGAAAGAUGGCUCAGGGCGAAGUGUUUUCCAAAUUUGAGUGCGAACAGGGCUAUUAUGUAAGCGGACCCGGCAGUGUUCACUGCAAGAAGCACGCGGGACUUCGACAGGAAACGGCGACCCAGUGUCGAAGCUCAAUGUGCGGAGCCCCGCCACUUGUUGCUAAUUCCUUUGUUGUGCUGGAUACAACUCGGCCAUACUUGCGAUGUGUCAACGACUCCUUUAUUCUGCAUGGACGUGCUCAACUCUAUUGUGAUCCAGUGACUGCACGUUGGGAUCACCCAAGGGCUACGUGUAUCCACUUACCUACAGGGGUGCGAUACCACGAUAAAAGUUUAGCCUAUAGACUAGCACAGGGAAUCGAAUUAUUCCCAAGGACAGUGAGAGCAGGCGUAAUUAUAUUGCUGGUUACCCUUCUCUUCCUAAAGAUUCUCGUUUCCGUGGCCCUAGUCAAUCUGUUUCACUACUGCCGUGUCGUUAGGCCAAGGCUUGCCCGCAAGGCAGACAGCAGUACGAUGCUGACUAAAAUGCACGAGGAACUGCACGGUGAUGUCGAGAAUGGCGCAUUAGGUACGCUCACUGUCGUUGGGAGCUCCCUUCAGGCACCAAAGCCUGGAGCAACUGACGAACUGGAGUUAAGUAACGAGGACGUGCGCGUGGUGACUCACGCCUCUGAAUCGGAGGAACGUCACAAUAAAUCCCAAAAGAAGUUUUCAACACCAAAAGCCCCUGACACGCCAAAGCUGCGUCUAAGCGAAAGUCCUAUCGAAGACCUGAUGUGUGACUCGACUAUUCAUUCAUCAAUAUAGUAAAAUUUGUAUAGCACUUAGCAUAAAACCAUGACAUAUUCCGUGAUAAAACAAACGUAUGGUACCUUUGUAAUGGAGCUCCUUGUUAUGUGAUUGUUGGAUUAAUAUGAAUUCGUGCUUUGUCAGGCUGCUUUCUUCUAUUACAUGCAAGCAUAUAACUAGUGAAUGUUAAGAAGAUGCACGAAGAUGUUAAGACGAGAAUGAAAAAAAGUGCACAAUGAAAAAAAAACGUGCAGGAAAUGUAGUUCGCACGCGAAAAGGAAGGGGUUAUAGAAUAUGCUCUGGCAACAUUUUUAGAUGUCCGUGGCAGCUUAUUGUUCAAACAUGCUUGUUAAUGGUGUGUGUGUGUGUGUGUGAUAUAUGUGUAUAGAUGUGUAUAAAUAGAUGUAAACAUGAAUUCACUGGCUGUGUUGCAUAGGCCUAAAUGCGCUCGUAGGAUGACGAAAGGCCUAUUUUAAAUAGGUAGUAUUUACCAACUUUGUAGAGCGUACGCCUACGAAAGUCUAGCUUCUAUUACUGGAGGGCUAAGCAGUACUGCGGGCUUUAUCAAGUACUGAGAAAGGAAGUUAACCUGUAAAUGCAGUUAGUUUUCAAUUUGUAGGCGUUACUCCUAGACGAAACUAUCGAGAGGCAGUCGCGUUUAGUAACGAAGGACUACUGCAACAGCAACAACAAUUAGUGUCUUUCGGUUCAAUCGACCAAAUAUGAUAGCAGACGCUUGAGCACCAGCAUCAUUUUUAUUGGAAGUGCAAAUUCGUUUCUGCGUUACUUGAUUUAAAUGGCUUGCUAAUUUUAUUUAGUAAUAAAAUUGUUACUAAGAUACAACAGGACACCAGAAUUAGCAAAACGUAAGCGCAUUUGCAAACCAUAAAAAACUGCUUUAAAAUGAAUAAGGUAAGAUUGAUUCAAUGCUUCUGUGAUACCUGUAACACUUGUAUCCUGGUGUUAUUUUGUUGAAAGACUAAAAAAUAUAAUUUUAGUAGUUCUUUACGAAAACCCGUCUGCAUGUGCAGAGGUUUCACUCAAGUGCAAGGGUCUAUCUGAAAGAACUAUUUUUUGUGAAGCUCACUUGGCGACAUCUCAGAUUGAAGGUAAAACAAUUUGAAAGUGGCGUAUAGUCCUUUUCUUAGGUCGGCUGUUUCAGAUUGCUAUUUCUAGCUGAAUUGGCUGAAUUCGAUUUAAGCCGAUUUGGUGAGGACUCUUGAGGAAGGACAGUUUCAGUAGCUGCACUUUUCCAUGGACCAUGCCCUGUGAGUGGAACAGCCAUAAAACGAUUCGGGGGUUCAGCGGAACAAAGUGGUAAGGACCAUAUCAUAAUCAGCUUUCCCACACUGAAGUUUUCAGCGUGAAGUUGUAUUCCACUGGCGCAAAAUAAUUGAUUCUUUCGAAUUGUCACAAUAUGGAUUAUAAUAUGGUCACGUAUCUUUAAAUUAAUGUCUUAUACAUAAUUUUAGUAUGUAACUAAAAUUAAUUUGGGCUUACUUCGCGAUGUGAGAUAUGUUCACCAAACGUGAGAGUGCAGCGUAAAACAAAGGCUGUCUCUUCAAGGAAUAGGAUUUUAGAAGAUUUAACGAGAGUUUAGAAAAGAAGAUCCCGUGGGUCCAGGGAUACAGGUUAUUGCCAGCCCUUUGUUGUUAAACAAAUCGUGAGGUUCCUAUUGGCUAAAACUAGCUAGCUAAAAAAUAUAGCUAAAACAAUCAGACAUCUCAGAUCAUGAGAGAAUAAUUAUACUAUGAAUGUAGGACAAAUUUUACACCGCAAGCUGAGACUGUAUUCUUCUCGACAUAGAAUAAAAAAGUUUUAAAUAGAAUAAGCAUAAGAUCAGCUAUAACAGUGCGCAUUAAAUGCUGUCUGCUAAUAAAGUCAAUAUUAGGGUGUGUGUGAAAAAGUUAUGGGGUUCUAAUUAAGCUGCCGCUCUGAGAGCAAAUAUCAAUUCCACGUUUGUAUACACAAUCGAUGCACGGCCUCACCCAAAUGUAUGCAAUCAUUUUGAUUGGUAAUGAAAUACCCCACUAAAACUCAAGCAGAGAUUCGAAAUUAUUAUGUGUGCAAUGAGACAAAAGAUGUUGCAUUCAGAUUCUGGUAUCAUGAGUAUUAGCACGUUGCAUGCUGAACGGAUGGAUUCACUUUUGUGACCUUUUUGGGCUUCGGUUAGCCCGAUACGAUUGAGUAGAUCCAUCGAGUCAUUGCAUACUCAGUUAUCUUAAUCUCGGGGUACGCAUCUUUCUCAUAAAAAGUUUUUGUCAAAUUUGUUCUAAGUUCUUUUGAGGCAUUCACUAGGCCAGGAGUAGCUAAGGACUCUCGCUAGUUU
Molecule: messenger RNA, 4790 nt
Organism: Varroa destructor (honeybee mite)
Lineage: Eukaryota; Metazoa; Arthropoda; Arachnida; Mesostigmata; Varroidae
Source: RefSeq, a predicted model, not a curated record